Didymodactylos carnosus is the source of this 2211-nucleotide messenger RNA. The record is from the annotation of a GenBank genome assembly. NCBI's taxonomy places the organism in Eukaryota, Metazoa, Rotifera, Eurotatoria, Philodinida, Philodinidae.
AUGCAUCCCGCUUAUUCAUUCGUUACUCAACAAAUGUCACCGUAUAAACAUCAUCAUCAUCACCACCAUGCGCACCAUCCAUCCCAUAUGCCACCCAUUUAUCAUCAGCAAGUACCGACAAAUCCUUACUAUUCUCAUCGAAAUCAAACCUCGCUGCUAAGAAGUGGCAUUGGACUACCAUUACCAUCCCAAGUAGCGUCACAACAACAACAACAACAACAACAACAAGGAGGAGGAGGACAAAUGGAUCCGAAUCACAAUCCGCUUGACAAUUUGAUAAUGUUUACACGAAAUUCAAUAUCGAUUUUACCAUGUAAUUAUCCUACAUCAACAUUAAAAUCAUUAUUGGAAAAUACUGAAUUGGCCGAUCUUUUGUUUCAAACACGAAAUAUGUAUGAUGAUGAGAGUGAUUCAUGUGAGUACAAGUAUUUCAUCAGCAUACACCAAAAUUUUUUGAACUUAAUCUUGAAAAGUCCGAUCAAAAUGUUUUUUUUCUUAGAUAAAGAAAAACACGCUUAAAAUUUGUAUAAUUUUGUUUGAAAACCAGUUCAUCGACACUUGUAAAUUGAUUAUAAAUAAUUAACAGCUUAGAAAAAAAAGAAAUACAUGUAUUUUGUGAGUAGAUAAGACAGAUAAAAUCUGAAAGAGAAUGAGUACAAUGAUGUACAAGAUGAUACUUCUUACGUUAAUAUUAUCAUCAAAAAUAUGUACUUUAAUAAUCAUGGACUGGAACGGUAAGUAUGUUUUUGGUCAAAAGUGAGUUUGUCGAAAAAUUUUUGUCGAAGGGACAUUUCGUCGAAAACAUCCAAUCAAUAUCCAGAAAUUGCCAAUCUUUUUUUAAACAAACAAGAAAAGAGAAAGAAAGCAUUAGAGAGAGAGAGAGAGAGAGACGUGAGUAGAAUCAAAAUAAGAGACCUUUGGCUGCUCAUUGCGACCAAGAGAGAAAGGCCUUCGAGGUACUCGUGGAGCAUGAUCGCCUUGUUUUUAUACCGACUGGCUAGAGUUUCAAGCCAUUCUUGAAUUUUGCAGAAUGUUUUUCGGCAAAAUGCUUUUCCACACGUUUUUUUCGCGGUCUUCUUUUUUUUGUCCAUCCUGACGUGUUGCACUUGUUGACUGACGUAGACUUCUUCUUGUUGAAGGACAGAUAAGGGUAGCAAUUGUUUAGUCAUUCUGUAUAAUUUUUCCUCUUUUGUUCGCGUAAACUAUACCUCGGCCCUUUUGAUGAAUUGUUUUUCGAUAAAAUCAUGUUUCGGCAAAAUUCUUUUCGACGGAAUGUUUUUCUGCAAACUGUUUUUCUGCGGAAAAAUUUUCGACAAGAUAUCUUCGACGAAAAAUGUUUCGACCAAAUGUCUUUCGACGAAAAAUAUUCAAAAGGCACUACGCAAAAGAAUUAUUUCAUUUGAUUCAUAUCAUAUGGAGAAUUUAGCAGGAAUAGAUCUUUUGUUGUACGUGAUUCUAUUCAAAAUAGAAAAUCGUAUAAAAAAUAAUAAUCAUUUUGUUUUAGUUUUAUUCACAGUAAAAAUUUUCGAUUAUAAUUUUAAUCUAUCAAUAUUCAAAUUAUGUUUGAUAGAAGAGGUAUUCUGUCAAAAUAUUUAGUUUUCUAUAUUUGAAUACCUUUACAGCGAAAGACAUACACAUUAUCAUAUUUAGUAUGCCUAUUAGGCAGUAGAGUAAGAAACGAGAAAGAGAAAAGUAACGACAAACACCAAGAAACAAUAAACGUAUUCUAUGGGGUGUGUCUGGAAAAUUUGUUUACACGCAUAGCGGGCAUUCAGGUGGACAUUUGGCGAAAAAUCGAAAGUGCACUUUUUAUAGGUUCAAAUAGUGUGAAAUAUACUUCAAUUUACGGGCUAUUCAAUGAAGUUAAAGUUUUUGUUUUAAGUGCUCACUUUCAAUAAGAAAAGUUAUCUGCAAAUAAUAGCCUAGAUAAUAGCGAAUUUGCAAAAGAUCAUUUUUUAUAUUGAACUCACUCGGUUUGAGUUUAUAAAAACCACAUUCUUAAUCUAGAAAUUCUUAGCUAUUCACAUGUGCGAUGGUCAAAAACCGGAAAAAUAUCCGUUUUUCGAAAAAUGCCCAUAACUCCACCGAGAAAGAUCGUCCUAUUCGAUGUAGGUCGAAUAUCUUUUGAACAAAAACAAAUCUCGAAAAAGUGGACGUAUAACUUUGUAGAGCUUUAAACGGCGAAUCGAACGGUGUAAAACUUUUGGCUCU